This is a messenger RNA of Vespula pensylvanica (western yellowjacket), 2096 nucleotides long. RefSeq names its product MAP/microtubule affinity-regulating kinase 3-like. Gene Ontology annotation, molecular function: ATP binding; protein serine/threonine kinase activity. Bases 66 to 1997 code for a protein of 643 amino acids. NCBI's taxonomy places the organism in Eukaryota, Metazoa, Arthropoda, Insecta, Hymenoptera, Vespidae. Gene Ontology annotation, cellular component: cytoplasm. The transcript has 11 exons. The record is from RefSeq and is a predicted model, not a curated record. Gene Ontology annotation, biological process: protein phosphorylation; intracellular signal transduction.
GUCUGUCUCUUUGCUCUGUAUCUCUCUGUCUCUCUUCUGUUCAUUUCCAUUCAUCGUUUUUGGAAAUGACUCGAUCGGAUAUGAACGUCGACCGCGGUAUUAGCAACAGGAGGUCCCUAGUCAGCGUUGGAAAAUAUCAAAUGAUUCGACUUCUUGGAAAAGGGAAUUUCGCACGGGUGGAGGAAGCUAUUCACACGAUUUUGAGGACCAAGGUGGCAGUGAAGAUAAUCGAUACCCAACAUGGUCGGCAAGAUUACGUAAUGAAGAAUUUAACUCGGGAGGCUAAGCUAUUAUCGAUGUUGCAACAUCCGAGCAUCGUUAGACUCUACGAAACGAUUCAGUACGGAUCUGUAUACUACCUCGUGAUGGAACUUGCAACCGGUGGCGACCUGUGCACCCACAUUAAGCAACAACCAAGCGGCAUGCUCGAUGAGAUGACCGCCAAGCUCUACGCCAGACAGCUGGUCGGUGCGUUGAAACACAUGCACUCCAGGGGAAUCGUUCAUCGCGAUUUAAAGAUGGAAAACAUAAUGCUGCAAGAUACGCGCAAAGACCAAAUCAAAAUAGUUGAUUUUGGAUUGAGUAAUAUCUACGAUAGCGAGGAUCCUUUGAAAACGCAUUGUGGCUCGCCCGAAUAUGCAGCACCAGAGCUUUUCGUCGUCGGUAAAAAAUAUGGACCCGAGGUCGAUCUUUGGAGUCUUGGCGUCGUCUUAUACGGAAUGAUGACUGGUCGGCUGCCCUUUUUAAGUCCUUGCGACGAACAGACGUCAUCGGAGGAACGUCGACGAAGGUUAAUGGCUCAAAUAAACCGGGGUUUAACGGCCCUCCAGAUGAAAAACAUGUCGAGGAUGUCGAAUGAUUGCAAGAAUCUGAUUAACAGAUUGCUCACGCCCGUUCCACAUAAAAGGAUUACGAUCCAGGAACUCUGCCAUCAUCCUUGGAUCGUGUGCAAGCUUAGAAAUGUAUCAAGAAUUGCCAGUGAAGCUGAUUUAGACGUGAACGAUCAAAAAACGAUAAUCGCUGAGAUAUCCAAAAUGACUCACCUGGAUAGGAACACGAUCGAGAUGGAAAUUAUUCGACGAAAGUACGGCGAAAUAGGCGGCAUGUAUAAUAUCAAAUCUCACAAGGCACGUCAAGCUGCUGCUUUGUACGCACGUCACACAGGAUCACUCUCAUUGCUCAGAUAUAUACCCCCGCAAACCGCAACCGGUGAAACGACGACCUACAAAGCACCAUCGAGAUAUUCACCAUAUGCAAAAUCCGAAGAGAAAUCAACCGGAUAUGUUACUGCAGUAACUCCAUUCAAAGAGAAUAAGAAAUGUUGGGAGAACAAAAGCGUGUCCUUCGGCGAAGUUAAAAAUUCUUGGAAGCUUCAGAAAACUUCGAAUACGUCCUGUACGGUUUGCAAAACCGUUCUACCAUCGGCGAAUACACAGCAACCGCAAGUUUUUAAGAAGAAUGAAUUCAUUGAACACGCGAUACCAAUGCACAACAAGUAUUCCGACAAAAGUAAUGAACAGAAGCAAACGAGCAGAUUGGCCGUUCGUCAAACGAAUAUCCGUUUAUUGCCUACCUCUUCGAGAAUUUCUUUUUCUCAAGCAUCUUCCAGUUGUCCUCAAUCCGACGUGGUACAUCGUAAUCCCAUAAAGAGAUGGUCUGAAAUACGUGAGAAGAGAGAAACUAUUCGACAACAAAGACGUUCGACGCAUUCCGUAACUCAGACUGAUACAAACACGAUCUCAUCAACGUCCUCGGUAAACAAAUCUCGACCACGUACUUCAGAAUCCAGCACCAUAAAUCGAAAUGCAUUUAAUCGUUGUAAAUUUACCAUGGAAAAAGUAGAGUCGCAAAGGGAAGUCGACAAAAUUGUAACUUCGAUGCCAAUAUUUGUUAAGAAAAAGAUAAUAUCUGCUUACGAUACGAUAGCACCUAAACAUCUUUUGCGCAAUAAUUCUUCGAAUAAAAGUGCACCGAAAAUAAGUGACAAAGUAAGAUAACUAAGGGUGUAACAAUAGAACUGAAUCAACACGCUCAGAUAAUUUUUUGUUCUUUCUGAUUACAAAAAAAAAAAAUAAUAAUUAUAAUAAUAAUAAUAA